Tetrahymena thermophila SB210 is the source of this 1269-nucleotide messenger RNA. RefSeq lists its product as hypothetical. The transcript is spliced from 11 exons. NCBI's taxonomy places the organism in Eukaryota, Ciliophora, Oligohymenophorea, Hymenostomatida, Tetrahymenidae. The record is from RefSeq and is a predicted model, not a curated record.
AUGGCCGCAAAUAGAACAAAAGAUUUAUUUCCAGGAUUUAAGACUGCUGGUGCUAGCACUAAAUUACCUGAUGAAUCUGCAAUGAAUUGCAUUAAACCUAAAGAGAAUUUAAAUCCUGGUACUCCGGAACAUAUUAAAAAGUACAGAAAAUCUUACAAAAACCAACCUGGAUCAACAAUAUUGCAUUAUGGCAUUUACGAUGAUUAAAAACCACCAGAGACAUUUGUUUAUGGAAAAAAAAUAGAAGGAUCAGACCAUGUUUAAUAAGUCAUGGAUAGUGGUAAGACAGAUGGUAUUAAGCAAAUGAUAAACGAAAUCAAAGAAGCAAAAUAUCAUUCAAGAUAAGUAGAACCUUUAGGCAAAAGGAUGGAAAGAAACUAUGAAUUCCCAUAGGAAGUUCAUUAAGAUAAUUUUAAAUUUGGUGUAGCUACUAUAAAUAGCGAGAAUACUGCAAAAGAAGUUAUGUUCCCUUAAAAGCCUGCAGUUAAUGAUUAGGCUGCUCAUGAUUAAUAUGUACGUUCACAUGGUAAUUAUGAGGCAGGAGAGCAAAAAAAUAGAAAUUAUAAUUGGAAAGUUGAUCCUUAAUAGCAUCGUUUUGGUAAGACUGAUAAGAUAGCUUCAAAUGAAGUUGUCUAUUGUCUUAACUAAGAAGCUUUAUAAGAUUAAUUCCCUAAAACUACUAUUGUCUAAAAGAAAUAAGAAGACUUUAGAAACUUUAAGGAGGAUCAUUUAGGUUUACCUAAGAACUUAGGUUAAACUAAUGCCAAAAACAAUCCAGACAUGGUUUUUGGUGCUCGUUUAGGAGGUCCAGAUGAGUGGAAUGCAGGUAAGUGCAUUUCUGGUGAAGCAACUUUGAAAGAAGUUUAAACAGAUAAAGAUUUAGGUAAAACCAAUAGAUUUGGAUUUAGAAAUAUUACUAAAGAUGGAGAUGAAAAUAGAGUGUUUGGUGUACCUACAAUCAGAAACGAUAUUUAAAAGCCAUUAAUGAAAUCAAUAGCUGAUCCUAAUAAUUAUGGUGAUGAAAAGCCUGCUGUAAAUCUUUUAUUCCCUAAAAAGUACGAUUACAUGGGUGUUGAAUAAGAUGAUUUUAAAAUAAAAAGACAUAAAUAUGAAAUUAAAGAUAUUUUUGAAAAAAUUGGUUACAAAUAUAAAAUUGGUAAGUUUGAAGGUAUCUUUAAACGUGCUCAAGAAAUAGAAAAUAGUACAGAUAAUAAAGUAUCAUGCAGUUCAUUCCUUUAGGCUAUAUAAGAAAUGGAUCACAUAGAGUGA